Molecule: messenger RNA, 5700 nt
Organism: Electrophorus electricus (electric eel)
Lineage: Eukaryota; Metazoa; Chordata; Actinopteri; Gymnotiformes; Gymnotidae
Gene: tbc1d25
Product: TBC1 domain family, member 25
Biological process (GO): activation of GTPase activity; regulation of autophagosome maturation
Cellular component (GO): autophagosome
Molecular function (GO): GTPase activator activity
Source: RefSeq, a predicted model, not a curated record
CAUGAAAAGGUAAACUGACACACUGAACUAGUGGUAAACUUGUCAGGAGUGUGAGAGGCUGUCCAAUAGCUCGCCGUGAUCGUAUAGUGGUUAGUACUCUGCGUUGUGGCCGCAGCAACCCCGGUUCGAAUCCGGGUCACGGCAAAGCAACAGGAUAAUUCAAUCUUUUGCAUUUGUUAUAUUUCGUUUUUGUUUUUAGUGGCAUGACCUUAUCUAUGUCAGAAAUUGUCCAGAAAUAAGCGGCAAUUAUAUUGCGCCAAAAUUCUGUGCUCCGACUCUUAGAUUACUGUUUAUAGAGCAACUAGUUUAGUUUCAAAAACAUAAUGCAAUUAUGAGUAAUUGAUCUCAUCUCUCUUUUUCUUUUUCAAUGGAACGAAAAUAACUGCUUGUAAAUACCAUAUAUUAUAGUCUAAUCAUUUUAUGACUUCGAGAUCAAAUGAUGUAAUGUACAUUAUGUCAUAUCCUGUUACACAAGGCGAUGCACUGCUAGCAUCUCGGCAAUGAAGCUUCUCUGACUCCUGCUUGUCAGAGAAAAGCUGUCACGGGCAGAGCAAAUGUCAAGAAAAGCAAUAUCAACUCGGUAUUUUCAAUAAAGGUCUACACGUGAAAUCCUGUAACACUUUCGGUUUGUAUAUUUUCCGUUUCUAGUUUUCAUGUCUUUCUUUUUUUUUUUUUUUUCCCGAAUAGUUAGCAAUAAAUUUAAAGAUUUUCGAGCACUUGUUUUGUUGCACCAUCUUUUAUUUUGAAGCCUGCCAACGGGAAACUGGUUGUUUUGCCUCGCUCUUACAGGAUUUUCACCGAAUGUGUCAAGCUUUGCUAGACAGGGGAAAAAAAUGGGUACUGUCACUAAGGUUGUUUAGCAACAUUUUCAGCCUAACUCGUUGAUGAAGGCGGAUAAUUCUUGAACAAGAAUUUCAAAGUGGACUACCCACCAUGUCGACCGAGGAGGAGCGGGGGGUGGUUCGUGUCAAAGUCAAGAAGUGUGAGGGAAUACUGCCUGUGGAGUUCCGCUCAUUUGCAGUUGACCCACAGAUAACAUCCCUAGAAGUGUUGCAGCAUAUCCUAAUCCGAGCUUUUGAGCUCAAUGGACGGCGCAAUUUUGGCAUUAGUUACCUGUCCCGUGACCGUGCGGGUGUGGAGGUCUACCUCUCCCUCCUGUCAGACUGGGAUUUAGAUGCAGCAUUUGUCAGUGCAGCUAAGCCCUAUCUUCAGCUCAAGAUGGAUAUCAAACCUUCGGAAGACAGUCCAGUGCUUGAGGACUGGGACAUAAUCAGUCCGAAAGAUGUGAUUGGUUCUGAUCAACUGCAAGGGGAGAAGAGGUCACUGGCGUCCACUGCUCUUCCCUUCACCCAGUCACUGCUGUCCCAGGUUACUGAUGACGUUCUUCACCCUGUCAGCCAGCUGUUUUACCAGCCAGUCUCUGCUGCAUUCAGUCAGAUGGGUAGGACUUUAUCUAGGGUUCAGCAGGCUUUGAGUUGGUCCUAUGGCGAGGAGGUUAAGCCAUUUAAGCCCCCUUUGAGUGAUGCAGAGUUCCACAGCUACCUGAAUAGCCAGGGUCAGCUGACACGCCCAGAGGAGCUACGACUACGUAUUUAUCACGGUGGGGUUGAGCCCUCCCUGCGCAAGGUAGUGUGGCGGUACCUUUUAAACGUGUACCCAGAUGGUCUGACAGGGCAGGAGAGGAUGGACUACAUGAAGAGAAAGACGAGAGAAUAUGACCAGCUGAAGCGUGAGUGGACAGCCCGGGUCAGCCCAGAAGAUCUAGAAUUUAUUAGAGGCAACGUGCUGAAGGACGUACUCCGAACAGACCGAGCCCAUCCUUAUUACGCUGGCUCUGAAGACAGCCCCCACCUAACUGCUCUAACUGACCUUCUAACCACCUUUGCUAUCACACAUCCACAGGUGUCUUAUUGUCAAGGCAUGAGUGAUAUUGCCUCUCCAAUCCUUGCUGUCAUGGACAAUGAAGCACAUGCUUUCAUCUGCUUCUGUGGCAUCAUGAAGCGCCUUGAAGGCAACUUUCGCCCUGACGGGCAGCUCAUGUCCGUCAAGUUUCAGCACCUCAAGUUGCUCUUGCAAUACUCAGACCCCGAGUUUUAUGCCUACCUGGUAUCCAAAGGCGCAGAUGAUCUCUUCUUUUGCUACCGCUGGCUGCUACUGGAGCUGAAGAGGGAGUUCGCCUUCGACGAUGCCCUGAGGAUGCUGGAGGUGACCUGGAGCUCUCUGCCUCCAGACCCGCCCGAGACAGAAGUCGAGCUUCUUGGUCCGCCGCUCGAAGCAGAGCAGCCCCUGAGCCUCGAUUGUGGCUGUCAAAUCUUGGCGAACAAUGAGCUAGACAAAGCGCAGACGGAGAACCAGCGGCGACGGCACAUGCUGAGACCGUCUCGAGAGGAGGCAGACGGUGGACGUGACCUCAGCUUGGAUGUGGAAAGGAAAGAAGACAAGGGUUAUAGUAGGGAAAGUGAAGGGGAGUAUGGUGUGGAUUCUGUUGUGAAGAGUGAUGCCCCUGUGCCUACACCUCCUUUUGAGAAGCAAUCCAGUUUUGGAGAGUUUAAGUACUACAGUGCUCGAAACAAGGACAGUUUUGAGAUUAAUGAAAAUGAUCCCCCUGAUCUCUUAUUAUCUGUAGUGGAGUUUCAGUCCACACAUUCAGUGUUACCUCUCACAGUCCGCCAAUCCACAGAAGACAGUGAGGAUGAUCCUGGAGAGAGACAGCCAUUGAUAAGCAGUAAUGACAAUAUUUCAUCUCCUGAGAUUGAAGAGAGAAGCUGCCCAAAUGGACAGACAGCCUCCCCUCUCCCUCCAACUUGUGUGUCAAGUUGGAAAAAUGGAUCCCCUCAGUCUUCAGUGACAUCUCCUUCAAUGUCCAGUUGGAGAACAGCGUCCCCUGAGGUUCCAGCAUCGAAAUCCGCCUCUUCCUCUUCAUUUAUGGGGGGAAGCACUGUCUCCCCCGAUAAGGCAUUAGCUAGAUUGGCCUCCUCGACCUCUGUGUCAAAUGGAAGUGGAGCACACUCUCCAUCAACACCCACAGGGAAGCCUGCAGUUUCCUCCCCAUCACUCAGCUACAGUCGCUCCUUGCUCUCUUCCCCUGUUUUAUCCUUUGGCAAAUCCCCUUCUCUGCCUAAACCUUUCUCUAGCAACCUUCCAUCACCAUGCAAACCUCCAGGUACUGGUAUGAACUCUCCAAACACAUCCAAACCAGAGGGUGGGAGCAUUAAACCCUGCUCCCUUCCUCCUCCUCAAGAGUUUGGAAAGGGAAAUCCCUUCAUGUUGUUCCUGUGCCUCUCCAUCCUGCUGGAGCAUCGUGACCAUAUCAUUAAAAACAGCUUGGACUACAAUGAGUUGGCCAUGCAUUUUGACCGCCUGGUCCGCCGGCACAACCUUAGUCGUAUCCUACAGCGCGCCAAGGCUCUUUUCGCAGACUACCUGCAGAGUGAGGUGUGGGACUCAGAAGAGGGUGACGAAGUCAGCUUGGACUCCCCAACCAUGGCUAUAGGUUCACCACACACUCCCCGCAGGCCUGCCUUUUCCAACAUGCAGCCUACUAUGGCCACCUCCCCAAACUCUACCUAUAACCUGGCCUCCACAAUUCCGUCCCCUGUGACCCCACCCACCCUUUCUCCCUCAUCCUCAUGAUUCAUUUCAACAGCACCUCCAGCAGCCAUCUCUACCAUGUAAGCAGACAAAGGUGAAAACGAAGGAAAGUUAUCAACUACUUUUAUGUUCUUCAUGUUUUACCAGUUCUGUUUGUGGCAAACCAAAGCCGAGCAAGCGCUUUCCCUUUUGCUUUAAGGUUUUCUGCAUCGUAUGUUUUUCUGUGUCUGUCAGUGUUGAGGGUUGUUUUUGGUUUUGGUUUUGGGUUUUUUUUGUGCUACACAUGUCACUCACUGUACUGUAUGGAAUUCUGUUUAUCUUGCACUUUAUAUUUUGUCCGUUUAGAGGGCAUGACCAGUUUACGUCUUAAUGAGUUAUGUAAAUAAAGACUUAUUACAGAAGGCCACAGGAACUUGACCAGCUGGAGGAACUUUCAACAGCAACAAUAGUGCUCGACUGACAAAAAAGAGCUGCUAUCUGGUCAGUCUGAAUCUCUGGAGACUAUUUUCCUGAUCCACUUUUGCCUCCUUUAGUGUUUAUUCAAGACCACAAUCAGUGUGUUUAACUCUGAAUUACAAGUAAAUUAACCUUCAUCACUCAAAGUGUGAGUGUAUCUACACCAUGCAUUCAGUUUGGGUAUCUAUCCAUGUAUUUACUGUUUACAAGAGUGCAAAUAAUGUCUCUCUUGACAUGAGAGCAUUAUUUGUAUCUCCCAUUUUUAUUUUACAUUUUCAGUGAGCAGUAAUCUUUCUUAUAACUGGAGUUUGUAAAUGAUCAUUUUUAAAUUAUUGCACACACUGAAGAUACUGAAUCAUUGAAAGAUUUUUCAGCUAAACACCUGACCACAUCUGAACCAUUUGUCUGCGGUUGCACAUCUAUUCAAUAAAAACAUUGGCAAAUGUCCCCAUUGAAAAGAACACCAUCACUGUAGUCACUUAGAACUUCUGCCCUGAAUGUACAAAUAAGUAGUAGUAUUAUUUGAAAAUGGUUGUUGAACCAAUUUUGCCCUCUAGUUUUGUGAAGAAGUGUCUCUUUUUUUUUAGAUUGUAUUAUUUUUUACCUUAAAAUAAUCUCUUCUACCAAAGUAUUUUUCCCAUUUCCAGCAUGUUUCAACACAUUGGGGCCAUCUCCAUAACAUGAUGGUUUCUGAUUAAUUGUAAUUUUAAAAUGAUGUAGCUUAAUUGCAUUCAACACAUUUCAUUGGCAGAAAAUGUUCACUUCCUAGUGCAUUUCUCGUACUGAACCUUUUCACGUUGUAACAGCAAGUAUUCUUUCCUUUCUUUUUCCCAUUGAAGUGCUAAAAUCCUUUAUAAGUCCUGCACAUGGACCAAAGGAAUUUUCCUUAAAAAUGCAACCAUUUUUGGCCUUGUGCUUCUGUAUGUUCUUUAAAACAAUGUAUGAUUGUUGUUUUUUUGUUAUCUUUGUUCCUGUACAUAGAAUUCUUCAGAACAUUAAAUUAUUCCCAUUAAGAGAUUUGCUGGAGUGAAUGCUAGCAAUACCCAUAUUUAUACAAUACGUUCAUUUCAGACUUUUAUUACACUGUUCCAAAUAUGUUAUCUAAUUUAAGAUUGAACAAUAAAGAAUUAAGCAAGCAAAUGGAAAAUUACAAUACAAAAUAAACUUUUCUGUAAUGAAUGGAUGUAUUAGUGAUUCCUACAGUGACAAUCACAUUGCACCUCAUAAUUUCAUGACAACCUAAAGCAAAACUUGGUGUGCAUAUUUUAUUCAGUUCCUUUCUGUCUGAUUUAUACAUUGUUUUUAACAACAGACACUGGACAACCAUACUCAAAGGCAAAGCAAAUCCUUGGGGUGAUGCUGGGUAGCAGUGUUCAUACAAACAAGAGUGCUGAUAAGUUGAAAUAGACAUGUAAAGUAGCUACAUAAUUAAAUCUAUUACAUUAUGGUAGUACAUUUAGCAUGUACUUUAUAUAAGCUAGUGUUAUUCAUAUGGAUUUUUUAUGCUAAUAUUCAAUCAAUGUUGUUCACAGCAUUAAUUAAGUGUCAGGUUAAGCAGAUCCAUGUAGUCGAGGUGGAGACACUUCUGCAGUGCUGACAUGACAUUAUUAUGUAGAAAUAUCUAAUCAGGCAGCAUUUUUAAUGUAUUUAUUG